GCGGGCGCGGCCGGCCCUGCAGCUCGGGCCGGGGCGGAGGCCGGCUGCCCGCGGAGAUGCGGGGCGGGGGCAGGGCGCGGGGUAGGUGAUUGUAUCCCGCCCGUCCCCGGCCCCGGGGAGCAAUGACAUCACGCGGCCUUCUCCAGGCGUCGGCACAAAGAGCGGCGCGGACAGGCCGCUGCGGGCGGAGCCGGCGGCCGCCGCCGCCCAGGGCCCCGGGGCCCCGCCGGCCAGGCCCGCCGCCCGGGGCGCCCGCAGCGCGCCGCUGAGCCCGGGGAGGGGCGCCCGCAGCCCGCCGCGCAGCAUGCACUGGGGGGUUGGCUUCGCCGCGUCCAGGCCGUGCGUGGCGGAUCUGAGCUGGAACCAGAGCGUCGCCUUCUUCGGCUGGUGGGCCGGCUCCGAGGAGCCCUUCUCCUUUUAUGGGGACAUCAUCGCUUUCCCUUUGCAGGAUUACGGUGGGAUCAUGGCAGGGCUGGGCUCCGAUCCCUGGUGGAAGAAAACACUUUACUUGACCGGGGGAGCUUUGCUGGCCGCAGCUGCGUAUCUGCUCCACGAACUCCUGGUCAUUAGCGUAAAACAGACUGUAACGAGAUGCCCUUACGGAGAACCUAAGUGCACUGUUUUUGCAACAGUGGAAUUAGGCCUUGUAGAAAAUACUAAGUUACACUUUUAUGAAAUGCCUUGUUUGUUUCUAGGUAAUACUCCUGGAAUAUUAGCCACUAACCUUAUUUUGUACUUCAAGGUUAGUUCUCCCCUCUCCUCCCUCCCUAAAUGUCAACAAGAGGCUGAAACUGCAGAAGCUCCGAGACCCCCUGGGUGCCUGCUAAGAGGCACGGCCAAGUGUAGGGGUGUGAGUUUUGAUGCAGCCUCAGCCGGGUUAUCUGCUAAUCUGGUAUUUAAAAACUAUUUUGGUGGAAAACUCUCUGCUCAAGGGAAAAUGCCUUGGAUCGAAUACAAUCAUGAAAAGGUCUCUGGCACAGAAUUCAUCAUUGACUUUCUGGAGGAGAAACUUGGCGUGAACUUGAACAAAACCCUUGGUCCUCACGAAAGAGCCGUCUGCAGGGCGGUGACCAAGAUGGUGGAGGAGCACUUCUACUGGACGUUGGCUUACUGCCAGUGGGUGGACAAUCUCCAUGAGACCCGGAAGAUGCUGUCCCUUAAUGGCGGUGGUCCCUUUGGUAACCUGCUGCGGUGGGUCGUGUGCCACAUAACGAAAGGAAUCGUGAAGCGCGAGAUGCACGGCCACGGCAUUGGCCGCUUCUCGGAGGAAGAGAUUUACACGCUGAUGGAGAAGGACAUGCGGUCUCUGGCGGGGCUCUUGGGUGACAAGAAGUACAUCAUGGGACCCAAGCUGUCCACUCUUGAUGCCACCGUCUUUGGACACUUGGCACAGGCCAUGUGGACCUUACCCGGGACGAGACCUGAGCGGCUGAUCAAAGGUGAGCUGAUCAACCUUGCCAUGUACUGUGAGAGGAUAAGGAGGAAAUUCUGGCCCGAGUGGCACCAUGACGAUGACAACACCAUCUAUGAGUCCGAGGAGAGCAGCGAAGGCAGUAAAACGCACACGCCCCUGCUUGACUUCAGUUUUUACUCAAGGACAGAGACCUUUGAAGAUGAGGGAGCAGAGAACAGUUUUUCCAGAACCCCGGACACGGAUUUCACUGGGCACUCGCUCUUUGAUUCUGACGUGGACAUGGAUGACUAUACAGAUCACGAACAGUGCAAGUGAUGUUCAGUCUUGCUGACCCUCUGAUGCCGGCCCUGCCGCUUCCUGGAGUCAGUCCUGUUUCCCAGAUAGAGAUCCAUCCAAGCCGGGAGGAGACCUUCAUGCCUGGCAGUCCUGGCGAGCUAACUGGACUACAACAGCCUUAUUCCUUUUUGUACAAACAAAACACAGAACCAUUUAGGGGGCUCCAUUUAAAACAAACAGGCAAAAAAAAAAAAAAAAGUAAUGUCAGCAUGGUUUCUGAAAUCCAUUUUUGUUUUCAUUAGAAAACUAAGAUUAUGCAGAAGAGCAGGUGCAAGAACAGAUUGUACACUGACCACUCUUACAUUGAUCCUCUACAACCCAAGGGCUUAGUUGUGACAUGGAUUCUUGAACAUCUUCGUCCGCCAAGGUUUGAAGUAACGAGAUAGGGCGUCAUCAGAGGAGAUGUAGGAGAUAAAUGUUCUGUGGUGGCUGCUUGUAUUUUAUGUGUGUAUAUUGUAUGUUGAAAUAGAAGUCAAAUAAAACCCAUAGUUAUUCAGUGAACA
Messenger RNA from Manis javanica (Malayan pangolin), 2253 nucleotides. The record is from RefSeq and is a predicted model, not a curated record. NCBI's taxonomy places the organism in Eukaryota, Metazoa, Chordata, Mammalia, Pholidota, Manidae.